GUGAGGAGGGUCUACAUCCUCAGUUGUCUCUAUUGUCAGUCAGGGUAUAUAACUCGGAGACCAAACUCCCAGAAUCCUAAUUGGAGAGUUUUGCUGUCAGGAGUUUAGGGUUUGACCAUGGCUGCGUCACACCGCACCUGGACUGCUCUGUUUCUCAUCUCAGUGAUGAGAAGUGCCGCUGGAGUAUCGGGCCGCGCAGUGGACUCGCGGGGAUUUCUGUCAGAUGGAUCCGCUGGAGUGGUUUUACGCACGGGCGCGCGGUGGCGCAGGGCCGCCGGUGCGCACCGGGAGCGCUGCGCAGCGCUGGAGGCGCCCUGGUUGGAGAGCACACGCGCGGCUCCCGAGGACGGAGCGACACGGCUGCUGCUUCGCGUUCAGCCCUUCGCCCCCGGGGCCUCACGGGGGUUGGUUUUCCCUGGAAAGCCCCUGUUCAGCUUCAUGCGGCGGGUUUACCACUGCUGUCAGGAGGGAAGCUGCCGGAGCGUCAGAGGGAUCCAAGGUCGCUUAAGAGGAGAUGCAGGCAUGGAGUUUGUGCUCACGAGGGAGAUUUUAUCACUACCUAUUUGGAGAGCCGAGCUUCACCUGCACCUUUCUAACCCCCAGCAUCUGGACGUGCAGCCCGUGAUUCUGCUCAGGGCCAGGCGCAACCUCCCCACAAGGUACAGCCUGAGCURGCAGGAGGCCACGUCAGAGCUGCGGGUGGAUCUGCUGUUCCUGUUUCACCACCUGCAGGAGGUGGCAGGUGGAGCAGACCGAGGCCCCGGCUUGUUAAACGUACUGCGGGUCAGGCUCUUCUCCAACGAGGACCCGCCGGGUGAAAAGCCCUCAGCAGGGGUUCUGCAGGAGGUCGACGGGGAUGCACUGCGGGCUCUGGACCUGGUUUUGGCCCUGGGCUGCAGUCGAGCCGGAGUGGGGGUCCCCUGUGAGGGCGUUCACCUCCUACACUCGCCGUUCACAGCUCUCUUCUACAGAUUAACUUAUUACCAUUGAAAAGGGUUUUACCUGUUAAAUGUCUUUUAUGACAAGACUUCAAAGGAUAACAUGCACUUCAAUGUGAAAUCUCUUAAUUUAUAGCUGUUUUUAAAGCUCUGCUUGUAUAACUGUUUAAAUAUAACUAAAGGUUUGUGUGUGUGGGUGUGUGUGGGUGUAUGUGUGUGGUGAUUAAAAACUUGUGAACAGUCUUGGUGUGUGGCCUCAGAUGGGUUUCAGUUCACUUUGUUCAGCUGGUUUACAUAUUUGAAGCAGAUCCCUCAGUUGAAAGACAUUUGGACAGUUGGUGAGAUAAACACCUGAACAAACACA
Austrofundulus limnaeus is the source of this 1302-nucleotide messenger RNA. RefSeq lists its product as uncharacterized. Lineage: Eukaryota; Metazoa; Chordata; Actinopteri; Cyprinodontiformes; Rivulidae. The transcript is spliced from 3 exons. The record is from RefSeq and is a predicted model, not a curated record. The coding region runs from base 118 to 990 and encodes 290 amino acids.